AUGGGUUCAAAUACACUUAAUCUAUUGGUUGAAAUGAAAGCUGAUCUUAAAAGGUAAAGCUUUGAGUAUAUCAGAAUCCGGAAUAUUUCUUUAUUGGUGGUAAUUUUGUAAGAUGUAACUUAAAUGGAUCUGAAUUAGAUAAUGUAGACAUACGUGGAGUGAACUUGAACGGUGCAAUGCUAUUUAAUUGUAAAUGGAAGAACUUGAAAAUUAAAGGAUUGAAUAAAUUACAUGGUCAUAGGAAUAAAGUUUGUUCAGUCUGUUUUUCUCCUGAUGGAAACACAUUAACAUUUGGGAAUAGUGAUGAUUCUAUAUCAAUACAGGAUAAUAAAAAGCUAAAUUAUAUUUAGUAUAUUUGUGAAUAAUUAGUUUGUAAUAUAAAAAAAUAAAAAUACUUUAUAGUGUGUUGGCAAUAAUUAAUACCAUUUAUUUUUCCCUAUUUUAUAUUUAAUUAGUUAGUUCUACAAAUAUAUCAUCCUAUUCAUCUUAGGGGGUUAAUCUCAUUUUUAUAGCAAAGAAAAAUUUCUUUAUUUUGGAUUACAUAUUAUGGAUAUGAAUACUUCAUUAACAAUCUUGGUAAUUAUUUAAUAUAAAUUUAGGGUAACUUCAUAAUUUCAUAAUGAAUAAAUUUAGUUGUGAAAUUGAAUUAGAUGAUAAGUUUAUAAAAUAGAUAUAGUUUUAAAGCUAAAAUGAUGAGGGGUAUAAUUUUUUUCAAUAUAUUAAUUAAUGUAAUUUAAAAUUAUCUUCAAGGUGUCCUUGA
Paramecium pentaurelia is the source of this 760-nucleotide messenger RNA. NCBI's taxonomy places the organism in Eukaryota, Ciliophora, Oligohymenophorea, Peniculida, Parameciidae. The record is from the annotation of a GenBank genome assembly.